Molecule: messenger RNA, 5051 nt
Organism: Pangasianodon hypophthalmus (striped catfish)
Lineage: Eukaryota; Metazoa; Chordata; Actinopteri; Siluriformes; Pangasiidae
Gene: arhgef28b
Product: rho guanine nucleotide exchange factor 28
Exons: 28
Coding region: 900-3692 (930 amino acids)
Biological process (GO): regulation of Rho protein signal transduction
Molecular function (GO): guanyl-nucleotide exchange factor activity
Source: RefSeq, a predicted model, not a curated record
CUUUAGGUGAAAUACGUUUAUUUCCUUAUCAAUUUGAAUACAUUAUACAUUUUUAUUUUUUUCUGAUUUAUCUGAUGGAGCUGAGCAGGAAAGAAGUUCCACUUUAUGGACAGGCAAGAGUCUUUGUGUUAAUUCCAUCUCAAACAGAAUCGGAGGAAAUGUUUGUGGUUUUAGAAGGUUCAAGUUUAAUUCACGUUCUACAGACUAAAGUACACACUCUGACCUACUUCAUCACUCCAGGCCAUAACCAGCAGGAGACAGUGUGUGUGAGAGCAUACACACAUGUUAGAGGUGUGCUGCGGUAUGUUGGUGUGUCAUUUCUGAAGUAUGUUGAGGACGAUGCACAGGAGAUGGCUGAGUACUUUGUAUCCCAUAGCAACCAGCUUGGCACUAUCGAAUACAGCGAUCUGAUUGGUCGAUACGAUCUGAGUGACAGCAGUGUGCGAGCAGAGAUGGAUAAAAAAGUUGCACUUGCUCUGGCAAACCUUCAGACCAACCACAACCUGCUGAACCACACACACGGUGCUCUGUGUGUGUGUAUGUGUGUUUUUGUGUGUGUAUGUGUGUGAAGGUUCUGUUUAAUGUCCAGCUUACACACACAUCCGGAAUUCAGUUAUAAUUAAAGCCAGAGCUGUAAUAAAAUUUCAUCACCAUGGCAACCAGAGAGUAAACUAAUUACACUGACAGUGUGUGUUUGUGUGUGUGUGUGUGUUUCUGUUCAAAGAACAAGUGUGUUAUAUCACUCUUUCUCUGUUUUCCCUCUUUUCCUGUCAGCUCAUUUUCUGUGUGUGUGUGUGUGUGUGUGUGUGUGUGUUUGUGUAGAGUCUCUGCUGCAUGUGUGUGUGCGUUUGGGUUUCGUGCGAGUGUGUGAGUUCCUGCUGUCUCAGCCUGGAGCUCUCAUGGUCAUUAAUUCAGCCAAUCAGGAAGGAGACACUCCACUUCAGCUUGCCCAGAGGACCAAUCAGCAGACACUCGUGCACCUGCUCACACAUCCUCCAAACCCACUCACCACUCCUCUUGCUGGAGUGUCUCACAUUCAAAUCGACUCAUCCCACCUUUUGCGCUUUAUUCAUGCCUCUGGAGUGAUGUCCCUGUCGGUGUGUGUGUCAGAAUGUGUGUCCUCUACUCAGUUACACUCAGCAAUCUUACUGCUCAGAGAAUGUGUCAUGGAUUCUGCCCUCAUACACAAGAUUACAUCAUUAUGUGGACGUAUACAGUGCAGAUCAGAUCAGGAGUCUUUAUCAUCAUCUUCAGAGGAUCUUCAGUCAGGAGAAUCUCCUCACACCAUCAUCACACACACAGAUUUAAUCAGCAGCUGCAGUGACCCUGAAGAUGAAGAACUUUUACUGUCCAUCAGCUCAGGUGGAUCAGACACUGAGGCAAACACUGCAGCUGUGUUUAACCAUGAACCCACAGAUAUGCAAAAGCAACACUACACUGAGACUGAGAGCAGAACAUGUACACUGACCUGCACAGAGUAUCUUGAAGAAACAGCUCUCAUCAGUGAGAGUAAGUUGACUGUUAAUGAAGGAGCAGUUGUGGAGGAGACAGGCGAAUGGCCAGUGCGGACAUCAACUCAAACUAAUGUCACACACAAGGUCCCGCUGAAGGCAUCUACACUCUCCAUGUUGCUUUGUUCAUCAAGCCACAGCUCUCCAUCCCUGUUCAGCAGCAGCCACAAGAACUCCACCUCACACAGGAGGAGGAGUAACAGUGAGGGGUGUGGUCACGAGAUGACAAUGAGGAAAUCAUGGUCUCUGAUUGGUCAGUGUGUCAGUAGUUCCUCAACUCCAUGUGAAAUCACAGUUCCUGCACCGUUGGAUUAUUCCGCCGAGUCGUGGAGUGCUGUUGUCGGGUUUGAAUUCUCACACACACUUGACCGAAAAACUGUGAAAAGACAGGAAGUGAUCUAUGAGCUCAUGCAGACAGAGUUUCAUCACGUUCAGACUCUCACGGUGAUGAGUGACGUUUUGAGGCGGGGCUUAGUGGAGGAGGUGCAGCUGGAACAGGAUGUGAUUGGUCAGAUUUUCCCAUGUUUGGAUGACCUCAUAACUCUGCACAGGAACUUCCUGACCAAGAUGGAGAACAGACAACACACUUCAACACACCUGAGCAACAACAAGAACUUCAUCAUCCACAGGAUCGGAGACAUACUGCUACAGCAGUUCUCAUGUACAUCUGCAGGUCACAUGACGGCUCUGUAUGGAGAUUUCUGCAGUAAACAAUCUGAAGCACUGAAAAUUUAUAAACAACUUCAGCAGAGCAACAGGAAACUACAGCUGUUCCUCAGACAGCAGAGCAGUAAUUCAGUCAUUAAACGCAGAGAAAUCCCAGAAUUCCUGCUGCUGGUUACACAGAGAAUCACAAAAUACCCCGUCCUGCUGGAGAGACUACUGCAGCACACCGAUGGGGACAGAAUCGAGCAUGAUGAUGUCAUGGCGGCGCUGGAGGGGGUGCGGUGUGUGUUAUCAGGUGUUGAGCUGCAUGUGGAGAAAAUCCAGCGUGCACGGGAACUUGAUGAUAUCAUCAACCGUUUGGAUAACAAGAGCUUCACUCGCCUGAAGAGUGGAGAGAUCUACAGCAAACACACUCUCACACACACACCACACACACUCACACACUCUGCUACACUCACUUGCAGGACUACAUCAGGCAGACUGAGAGAUGUUUUCGCACUUCUUCUCUCUGAUGUUCUGGUUUUUCUUCAGGAGAAAGAGCAGAAGUUCACAUUCGCUGCUUUGGAGCAGAAACCUGCUGUUGUUCCUCUGCGUGCUUUGAUCCUGAGAGAAAUUGCCAAUCAGGAUCGAGGACUGUUUCUGAUCAGUAGUGACGCAGCAGAGCCAGAAAUGUAUGAGAUCCACACACAAAAUCGUGAAGAGAGAGACAGGUGGAUCACACUGCUGCAACGCACCACAGACAGUUUGCCUGAUAAUGAACUGAAGAAUAAUGAAGAGAUGAAAUGCAAGAACAUAAACACACUGCAAGAGGCUCUGUUUUCUCUAGAUGUGCAGGUGUAUGCAGUUCUGGAGGAGAAACUCAGGGUAUGUGUUGGGAAUUUGACUCACCAGCAUCUGCUCAUACAAACACACACACACACACCACGUGGAGCGACACUACUGACUGCUGCACAGGCAGAGGUAGUAAAUCUGCUGGUGUGUGUGAUGUCACUGCUCUUUGGUUAUCAUGAUUUCAUUCAGCAUGCUGAGGAACUGAGCAAGAAACGUCUAAAACGGAAGGAACCUCUUAUACUAAAGGUGGUGGACUGUGUGCAGAGUUUAACUCAGAUCUUGUACAGUCUCCAGGCUGCAGUUAUGAUGCAAGACAGUGUGUACGAGGUUCAGAAACUCCUGAUCCUGGAGGAAGAAACUCUGCAGCCUGACACUGAUGGGAAGGUUGAUGACGGGAGUAUGCGCAAUUCAAAUGUGGAGCAGAGAGACAGCGAUCACUCUGAGGAGAUGGACAGGAUGAAAAGAGAGAAGGAAGAACUGGAGGUGGAGCAACAGCAGUGGGUGGAGCGAGCUCAGGCUCUGAGAGAGGAGGAGGCAGGAGUGGAACGAGAAAGAAGGCGGAUCCAGCAAGAGGAGAGACGAUUAAGAAAGGAGAGAGAGAGGAUGGAGAGGAAACUCCGCCUCUCACAGCAAAACUCCACCAAUCGCCAGCGCAGCCUGUCAGUCAUCCCACUGGACAAAUAAGUGUGAUGAAAAAUGUAGUGAGGGUGUAGUGUGUGUAUGUAGUGAAAGUGUAGUGUAGUGUGUGUAUGUAGUGAAAGUGUAGUGUAGUGUAGUGUGUGUAUGUAGUGAGGGUGUAAGGUGUAUAUGUAGUGUAGUGUAGUGUGUGUAUGUAGUGAAAGUGUAGUGUAGUGUGUAUAUGUAGUGAGGGUGUAGUGUUGUUUAGUGUUCAUAUGUAGUGAGGGUGUAGUGUGUAUAUGUAGUGACGGUGUAGUGUGCAUAUGUAGUGAGGGUGUAGUGUGUAUAUGUGGUGAGGGUGUAGUGUGUAUAUGUGGUGAGGGUAUAGUGUAGUUUAGUGUUUAUAUGUAGUGUAGUGUGUAUAUGCGGUGAGGGUGUAGUGUGUAUUUGUGGUGAGGGUGUAGUGUAGCGUAGUGUCUGUAUGUAGUGAGGGUGUAGUGUGUAUAUGUAGUGAGGGUGUAGUGUGUAUUUGUGGUGAGGGUGUAGUGUAGCGUAGUGUCUGUAUGUAGUGAGGGUGUAGUGUGUAUAUGUAGUGAGGGUGUAGUGUGUAUAUGUGGUAAGGGUGUAUAUGUAGUGAGGGUGUAGUGUGUUUUGUGUUUAUAUGUAGUGUAGUGUGUAUAUGCGGUGAGGGUGUAGUGUGUAUUUGUGGUGAGGGUGUAGUGUAGUGUGUAUAUGCGGUGAGGGUGUAGUGUGUAUAUGCGGUGAGGGUGUAGUGUGUAUAUGCGGUGAGGGUGUAGUGUGUAUAUGCGGUGAGGGUGUAGUGUGUAUUUGUGGUGAGGGUGUAGUGUAGUGUGUAUAUGCGGUGAGGGUGUAGUGUGUAUAUGCGGUGAGGGUGUAGUGUGUAUUUGUGGUGAGGGUGUAGUGUAGCGUAGUGUCUGUAUGUAUUGAGGGUGUAGGGUGUAUAUGUAGUGAGGGUGUAGUGUGUAUAUGUGGUAAGGGUGUAUAUGUAGUGAGGGUGUAGUGUGUAUUUGUGGUGAGGGUAUAGUGUAGUUUAGUGUUUAUAUGUAGUGUAGUGUGUAUAUGCGGUGAGGGUGUAGUGUGUAUAUGCGGUGAGGGUGUAGUGUGUAUUUGUGGUGAGGGUAUAGUGUAGUUUAGUGUUUAUAUGUAGUGUAGUGUGUAUAUGCGGUGAGGGUGUAGUGUGUAUAUGCGGUGAGGGUGUAGUGUGUAUUUGUGGUAAGGGUGUAGUGUAGCGUAGUGUCUGUAUGUAGUGAGGGUGUAGUGUGUAUAUGUAGUGAGGGUGUAGUGUGUAUAUGUAGUGAGGGUGUAGUGUAGCGUAGUGUCUGUAUGUAGUGAGGGUGUAGUGUGUAUAUGUAGUGAGGGUGUAGUGUAGUGAAAGUGUAACUGUGUGUAUUUGUGUAAAUGUUA